Messenger RNA from Hibiscus syriacus, 1334 nucleotides. RefSeq names its product protein CANDIDATE G-PROTEIN COUPLED RECEPTOR 7-like. The transcript has a single exon. The coding region runs from base 17 to 1333 and encodes 438 amino acids. The record is from RefSeq and is a predicted model, not a curated record. Gene Ontology annotation, biological process: transport. Gene Ontology annotation, cellular component: Golgi apparatus; membrane. NCBI's taxonomy places the organism in Eukaryota, Viridiplantae, Streptophyta, Magnoliopsida, Malvales, Malvaceae.
CGUAGAUCCGCCCACAAUGACCAGACUACCCCGGCAAAUCCUCCUCCUCCUCCUCCUCUCGCUCAUUUCUUCCUCCACCGCCGAGAUCAGAACCCUGACCAUCACCUCCGAUUCCCGCCCCAUGAUCCUCUUCGAGAAAUUCGGCUUCACCCACAAUGGCUACGUCUCCGUGGCCGUCUCCUCCGUCUCCGUCUCUUCUUCCGCCACUGCUCCCAACCCCGACGCUUCCCGCCUCGGCUUCUUCCUCUUAUCCGAAGAAGCUCUCCUCCAAGUCCUCCUCGAGAUUCAACAAAAUCCUCACUUUUGCGUCCUCGAUUCUCGCUACAUCCAACAUCUCUUUACCUUCGCCGACCUCUCCCCGCCUCCGCUGUCGCGCUUCAACCAGACUUACCCCGUUUCUUCCCCCAACGAAUACUCCCUCUUUUUCUCCAAUUGCGCCCCCGAAACACGCGUUUCGAUGAACGUCCGGGCCGAAACCUACAACCUCGAACGCGACGGUUCUAGAGAUUACCUCUCCGCCGGUCUAACCCAGCUCCCUUCCCUUUACACCGUCUUCUCAAUCCUUUACUUAGUCUUCCUUGGUUGUUGGAUCUACAUUUGUUACACCAACAAACUGUCCGUACACCGGCUCCAUUUAUUGAUGUCCGGAUUGCUUUUAUUCAAAGCGUUGAAUCUGAUAUGCGCCGCCGAAGAUAAGCAUUACGUCAAGGUCACCGGAACUCCUCACGGUUGGGAUAUUUUAUUCUACAUUUUUCAAUUCAUUCGCGUCGUUUUGCUUUUCACCGUCAUCAUUUUGAUCGGCACCGGUUGGUCGUUUCUGAAACCAUUUCUACAAGAAAGGGAGAAGAAGGUUCUGAUGAUCGUGAUUCCGCUCCAAGUUUUAGCUAAUAUCGCUUCGGUUGUGAUCGGAGAAACUGGGCCGUUCAUUAAAGAUUGGGUAACAUGGAAUCAGUUGUUUUUGCUGGUUGAUAUCAUUUGCUGUUGCGCUAUCAUCUUCCCGAUCGUUUGGUCGAUCCGUUCAUUGAGAGAAACCUCGAAAACCGAUGGCAAGGCCGCGAGGAAUUUGGCGAAGUUGACACUGUUUAGGCAGUUUUACAUCGUGGUGAUCGGGUACUUGUAUUUCACGAGAAUUGCGGUGUUUGCUUUGAGGACGAUCGCCGCUUACAAAUAUCAAUGGGUUAGUAAUGCAGCCGAGGAGGCCGCGAGUCUUGCGUUUUAUUUGUUUAUGUUUUACAUGUUUAGGCCGGUGGAGAAAAAUGAGUACUUCGUUCUGGAUGAGGAUGAUGAAGAGGCUGCUGAAAUCGCUCUCAGAGAUGAAGAGUUCGAGCUUUGAG